Molecule: messenger RNA, 582 nt
Organism: Penicillium samsonianum
Lineage: Eukaryota; Fungi; Ascomycota; Eurotiomycetes; Eurotiales; Aspergillaceae
Exons: 1
Coding region: 1-582 (193 amino acids)
Source: RefSeq, a predicted model, not a curated record
AUGUCGCUGCUUCCACUCCCCGUUGAACUUCUACUAGAGGUAUCUUCGUAUCUAGAAUUUCUUUCCGAUAUCGGCUCCCUCUAUCAAUGUCAUCCUCUUCUGUAUACUUUGUUCAAAGACAGAGUCAACGAGCUUCUCAAGACGGAGCAGUAUCUCCAACCUCUGGCGUGGGCCGCAGAAGCCGCGGUUGAUCUUGAACGCGGGGCACAGCUCAACCAGCCAACUGGCUCUUGCAAUCACACGCAUUUGCUCUGCACGGUCUUGGGAGUAGGUGUAAAUAACGUUAGAACUACUCGAUAUUUCGUCGGGAAAAUAACCAAGAGCAUCGUGGAUGAAGACGGGUAUGAGCAACUAUGUCGAUACUUUGACAAAGUUAGUAACUGCGAAGUACUGGCAAUAAAGCUUCUAUUGGAGAAAGGGGCCGAUCUUCUCUUUUUGAACAGAAGUGGGCAGUCUGCCCUGACCGUGGCCGCAGCUGCAUGGAGAGAUGAUAUUAAAACGGUCAAGAUGCUGCUGGGAUAUGUUGAUCAAAACGUUCUGACCAGUACAAUCAAGUCUCAUAUAUUGGCAGCUUCGAACUGA